AUGGGCUCUUCUCAUCCUGGUUGCAGGCCCCACCUUAAGGACCAGUCAAUCAGAUCUGCGACAACCUUGAAGCUCCAGACUACUUCAGAAUUCGGAUCCAAGCGAGCACAACUGAAGGAGCUUCUAGGAAAUCAAUGUGAUACCAUCGCUCUGUCUCUAGGUGCAAGGACCAGCACCAACCAUCUCCCCAUUUUGGCAAUUAUUGGCCAUUGGCUUGCACCUGAUUUAACGUACCAAGGGCGUACUCGCAAGGUUGAGAACUUCAUGGUCUGGCUCUACACAAGAACCCCAUUUAUUACUGUUCACACUAUCAAAAACUCUGGUGAACACUCAGGCGAAAACCUCGCCGAUAUAGUGAUUGUUACUACGCUGAACAACCUGACAAUAUAA
Molecule: messenger RNA, 390 nt
Organism: Aspergillus tanneri
Lineage: Eukaryota; Fungi; Ascomycota; Eurotiomycetes; Eurotiales; Aspergillaceae
Exons: 1
Coding region: 1-390 (129 amino acids)
Source: RefSeq, a predicted model, not a curated record